CCGAAGGGUGGCAAGCACCUUAAUUCCAACCUUAGGUAACCUUCCUGGAUAUCUCCCACACUCAUCUCGCCUUUUUUCAACUACAUCUCUUUCCCAGGCCGACCGUCGUGGGCUUUUUGGACGGCAUCACGUCCAGUCUCCGCCGCACGACAACGGAAGGGACAAGGAGACGACGGUUUGCUGACUUUUGGCAAUUAUUACCUUACUGCACCACUGCGGCUUCUCUUCCAACAUCUGCGUACGCGACACGGCCCCGAGUCUCAUCGUCCAGGAGCCGUCAUAUUGCGACGGCUUUCACUGGCCUUGGCACAAUUUGCAUUCGCUUGGUACAUCAUCGGUAUCGCAUGAGCAUUUUACUUUGCUAUCGCUACAGAAGUUACCCAUCAAAAUAACUCAUCCCUCUCCAUUGCUUUGCUGAAACUCACCAUGGCGAACAACACAUCCACCCCCGCCGACCCGAUGGCCGCAGCCUCGAAUGCCAUGAUGGCCUCAAUUCAGGACUACAUUCGCACCGCCGUCACCACAGAGGUUGCAAAUCUCCCGAACGCAACCCAGCCCGCCCAAUUGGCGGCCCUUCAGAGUCGUCUCGAGACUGCCAACCAGGAGAACUCUGAAUUGAAGGAGAAGAUCAAGCAGAUUGAGAGUAAGAAGUCCACUCGCCACAGUCACAAGCGCGAGCGAGACACCGUCAAGGCGGCCUUCUCCUCUUACCUGGGCUUUCCUCUUCCAGACUCGAAGCUUUCCCGCCAUUCCCACAGCAAGAGCAGCAAGUUCCCCCAGUUCCAGAAGUUCCCCGUCGAAAUUCGUAUGAAGAUCUGGAAGCUUGCUCUCCCUGCCGGACGCAUUUUUGACCUCUCAAAUGUCGAUGCCCACUUCUCUCGUGUUCUCCGAGCCCCGAUUGCCGCCAACAACGGCGCGCCUAAUCCGGCUUUGGUCUUGCGCCAGGCCUCGGGGCUCACUGAAAUGAGUGUGACCGCCCACAAGACGCCCAAGCUCCGACUCGCUUGCAAAGAGGCCAACAAGGCAUUCCUUGAGGCAGGUGGCUUCGAGUUUGGCUUGUUUGGUGGUCCAUACAAAGGCCUUUGGUACAACUAUUCAGAGGAUAUCGUCUUUGUCCGCGAGGAGCCGCGUACCUGGACUAACCUCGACAUGUCUCGCAUCGUCCGUGUCGCCUUCCCGCAUAAUAGAUUUAUGUGCAAGGCCGACGCUACCGCCAAGAUGGACACUAUUCUCGAUCACUUCACCUCCUGCAAGGAGGUCAUCCUCAUGCAGACCAUGGAAUGGGAUAUCCGCUCCUGCCUUGCAAGCCCUCGCCUGCCUGCUAAGCUUUUCCCGCUGCAGGAAGCCGAUCCUAUUAGCACCCACGACUACCCGAAGGAGCUCUCUGACAACGUCGGUAGCGUCGCAACCUGGGGCGAUGUCAAGCGCAUUGUUGUCCACAUCUGGGAUGACCACGUUGUCAACGUGAAGCAUCUCAGUCCCGGCCGCGUUCCGAAGUUCUCCGGUAUCGAGGUCCUUAAAGCUCGCCCGAGCUACUUUGACUAGAUAAGAUGGAGAAGGUAGCUUGGAUGAUUUUCGGGUUGGUCCUUGAUGAUUCACGCAGGAUUUGACAUGUACCAUAUUCCGGUACACUUUUCAUUGGGAGAAGGGGCGUUUGGUUUGGUUUCUCCAUCGUACGAUAGCUAGUCAAGCACCAAUUGAUAUCCACAAGGUUUUUCAAAAC
Colletotrichum acutatum is the source of this 1723-nucleotide messenger RNA. RefSeq lists its product as uncharacterized. Bases 427 to 1545 code for a protein of 372 amino acids. Lineage: Eukaryota; Fungi; Ascomycota; Sordariomycetes; Glomerellales; Glomerellaceae. The record is from RefSeq and is a predicted model, not a curated record. The transcript has 3 exons.